GGUGGGAAAGGAAUGCUGGGAACCCCAGCUGGCGCUGCACUUGAACCGGAGUUCCGGAGGCUAACAGAGGGCGGAGUAUUAGCUAAAGUGUUUGUUAGCGGUGUGAGCGCAGGUUAGGUUCUUGUCUCCUCGCAGCAGAAAAAGUUCAGAAACCAGACGGAAAUCGAGAAGGAAAGUUGAGGAUUUACUUAAGUGAGAAAUACACCUCUUAAGGAGAGGCGGGGAGAGAGGCGAGUGGGAUAUUCACUGGAAAGCUUGAAACCAGACGACAGUUAAUCAAGAAAGAGAACCAUUGGAUGAUGUCGGAAGUCAAAAGUCCAGAACCUACAACGCAAAGCCAAGCUUAUCAGAGCUGGUCUUACGGCUUACUGGUAGAAUCUGAGAAGAGUGACCGCCAAAGGUCCAUCAGCAAAGGCUGCGCUACCUCCCGUGAUUCUGCUGAGACCCUUGCUCUGUGGCAAGCCAGCCGCCACGUAGAAAGUGACCGCCCUGAGACACUUGUGCCAGAUAGGCUACCGGCAGGCGUCCUGUCAGCAGCUGUAGCUGAGCUCCCAGCUGACGCCAAGCAUGUUGGGUCCUUAAACGCGUGCUUCCUUGCCAAGAGGAAUUUCCAAGUUGAUGUAUAUGAAGCCAGGGAAGAUAUCCGAAUGGCUGAAUUUGCACGUGGAAGAAGCAUUAAUUUGGCCCUUUCUUAUAGAGGAAGACAAGCCUUGAAAGCCAUUGGUCUGGAAGAUCAGAUUGUAUCCCAAGGUAUCCCCAUGAGAGCAAGAAUGAUUCACUCUCUUUCAGGAAAAAAGUCCGCAAUUCCCUAUGGGACAAAGUCACAGUAUAUUCUUUCUAUAAGCAGAGAAAAUCUAAACAAGGAUCUAUUGACCGCUGUUGAGAAAUAUCCCAACGCAAAGGUGCACUUUGGCCACCGGCUGUUGACGUGUCGCCCUGAGACAGGAAUCAUCACCUUGCUUGGACCUGACAAAGUUCCCAAAGAUAUCGCCUGUGACCUCAUCUUGGGAUGUGAUGGUGCCUAUUCGACUGUCAGAACUCAUCUCGUGAAGAAGCCUCGCUUUGAUUACAGUCAGCAGUACAUUCCUCACGGCUACAUGGAGUUGACUAUCCCGCCUCAGAACGGCGACUUUGCCAUGGAACCUAAUUAUCUGCAUAUUUGGCCUAGAGAUACCUUUAUGAUGAUUGCACUUCCUAACAUGAACAAAUCUUUCACGUGUACUUUGUUCAUGCCCUUUGAAGAGUUUGAAAAAUUGCUCACGAGUCGUGAUGUGCUGGAUUUCUUCCAGAAGUACUUUCCGGAUUCUCUUCAUCUAAUUGGAAAAGAAGCCCUGGCCCAAGAUUUCUUUCGGUUGCCGGCCCAGCCCAUGAUCUCCGUUAAGUGCUCUUCUUUUCACUUCAAUUCACACUGUGUGCUGAUGGGAGAUGCUGCCCAUGCCCUCGUGCCCUUUUUUGGACAAGGAAUGAAUGCGGGCUUUGAAGACUGCUUGGUAUUUGAUGAAUUAAUGGAUAAAUUCAAUAAUGACUUUAGUAUGUGUCUUCCUGAAUUCUCCAGAUUUAGAAUUCCAGAUGACCACGCGAUUUCAGACCUGUCCAUGUACAAUUACAUAGAGAUGCGAUCACAUGUCAACUCAAGGUGGUUCAUCUUCCAAAAGAACAUAGAGAGGUGUCUUCAUGCUCUUAUGCCGUCUACCUUCAUCCCUCUCUAUACCAUGGUUACCUUUUCCAGAAUAAGAUACCAUGAGGCCGUGCUGCGUUGGCAAUGGCAAAAAAAGGUGAUAAACACAGGACUCUUUUUCUUCGGAACACUGGUUGCCCUCAGCACCACCUACCUCCUUACCCACCCCACGUUUCAGAGCUCCCUGGGCUGCUUGAGAAGAUCAUGGAACUGGGUCACUUACUUCCAAAAUAUAGGAUGCGUCUCCCUGUAAACUCCCUGGAGUCACUAGAACAAAUUUCCAAUGUCAUUAGCAGGUGAUAUAAAGAUCCUGAAGUAGAAAAUGUUUGAUUUCUCAGUGACCAAAACAGGAUCAAAAUCAUGUGUCCAUCAUCGCAUUUAAUUCACUAGUGGAAGAUACUUAUAAGCUCAUCAUUAAAUUCAACGUAGAAGUUCUCUGUGUUCAUUGAAACUAUUGGACAAAACCAAAAUAAAACAGAAUACCCCCACUUUAAGUUGUAAAACGCGGCUUCCCCCCAUCAUUCUAAAUAUAAAAGCACAAUGACGAAGAUCUCUUUCACUUCCCAAAAAGUCAGGUCCUAGAAGCUCAAGAAAGAGACUGAUCACACUCUUCUCCAAGGGACACAUUAGAGAGAUGCCUGGGGAUUCUAGAGGCAGAGGAGGAAAAAAAUAAAGGUCAUAAUAGAAGUCAUGGUAGGGUUGACUUUAACACCUGGGACUAAAAAGUCCCAAUUUGCCUAAUAUAUUAAUUGCCCUCUUCAUCACCUGGAUGGAACUGACUAAAGCACAGGGCUCAGGUUCACUGGCUAAAACUAGACGUGUAAGUGGGGAACGGGGGUGUUUCUAGAGUUCAAAAUGCAUUGACUUCUUUUGUCAGUCUUCAAAUGCCUGUAUUAUCUGUUGAAGAUUUUUUUUAAAGGUUGUGAAAGCUAUACUAAGUGAAGGAUGGAAAGAGUUGUAUUUAUAAAUUAAAUAUCUACAUACACAAGAGUGGAAAGAAAACAAGGGAAGACAGGAUUCCUAGAAACAAGAAGACAUAUUUUAUUCCAUUUCAGAAGCAAUUUACUAACAUUCUUGAACUACAUGCUGUGGCAAAACCAGCAAUAAAUUGGAUGUUAAAAAAUUCA
Molecule: messenger RNA, 2805 nt
Organism: Phacochoerus africanus (Common warthog)
Lineage: Eukaryota; Metazoa; Chordata; Mammalia; Artiodactyla; Suidae
Gene: KMO
Product: kynurenine 3-monooxygenase
Exons: 17
Coding region: 297-1931 (544 amino acids)
Biological process (GO): L-tryptophan catabolic process; NAD+ metabolic process; quinolinate biosynthetic process
Cellular component (GO): mitochondrial outer membrane
Molecular function (GO): kynurenine 3-monooxygenase activity; FAD binding; NAD(P)H oxidase H2O2-forming activity
Source: RefSeq, a predicted model, not a curated record